ACGCUAUCUACACUAUUAGAUUAAGUCCAGUUUAUUUACAUAGUGUUGUUUUCAUUCUAAACAAAGAAACGAUGGUUUGCGACAAUUGCGAGAAGAAGCUGGGCCGGGUGAUAACUCCAGAUACAUGGAAGGACGGAGCAAGGAACACUACAGAGAGUGGGGGUCGGAAGCUAAACGAAAACAAGGCUUUGACGUCUAAAAAAGCCAGGUUUGACCCUUAUGGGAAGCCUGGGAAGACUGGCUUUGGCAUAUGCAGAAUCUGCAAGAGCUCUGUCCACCAAUCAGGAUCUCACUACUGUCAGGGCUGUGCCUACAAGAAAGGGAUCUGUGCUAUGUGUGGGAAGAAGGUUUUGGACACGAAGAACUACAAACAGACCUCUGUCUAACAGGAUUCUGACUGGCCACCAGGAUGUGGAAAGAGAGAAAGAGAGAGUGAGAGUGGAUGGGGAGAAAAAGGAAUUAAGGGUUUAUCAUGUAGCCGGCUUCUGUUGACCUCGUCUUAAACUCUCAUAGCAGAGAUACAAUCAAGGAGUUCAGGCUUUGAGUGAGUGAGUGAGUGAGUGUGAGAGAGAGGGAGAGUGUGAUAGUGAAAGAGUGGCAAGUGAUUUAGGGCAGGUUGUCCCUAAUUUUUGUAGAGCUCGGAUAAAGCUUUUUCAGCAGCAAUAUGUGGCCAGCACUGUUCCACCCAUUGACCCCUGAGACUAUAUUUAGUUUUUAUUUCUCCAAUUAUGUUGUGUAAAACCUUUUCUGAAACAGGAGUUUCCUUUUACCAAUUAUUUGUAAGUUCUAUCAAGUGCUAUGUUUUUUUUAGUUCAUUAAAUAUUAUUUGUAAUGUCAU
Esox lucius (northern pike) is the source of this 838-nucleotide messenger RNA. RefSeq names its product cysteine-rich PDZ-binding protein (gene cript). The record is from RefSeq and is marked provisional. Gene Ontology annotation, molecular function: microtubule binding; PDZ domain binding. Gene Ontology annotation, biological process: cytoplasmic microtubule organization. Lineage: Eukaryota; Metazoa; Chordata; Actinopteri; Esociformes; Esocidae. Gene Ontology annotation, cellular component: dendrite.